UUUCAGAACAAAUUCUAACUACACCCCACCAUUCAAUACUAAAUUAAUUAAUUAAUGAUAAUAAUACCCCUCCCUCUCACCAGUUACCACCUCUAACUCACCCUCCAGUUUUACUUGCUUCAUUUCACACACAACACUGCUACGUUCCUUUGAGAAUUAUCAGAUCUCACCCUUUUGAGUUUCGACCACAAAUGUUCCCUCCUUACAUGCGUGGGGCAGUGUCUGUGUUACGAUCACGAAGCGUCUUCAUUUUGGUCGGGUCUAUUUCCGGAGACAAAUAUUCGUGUAGGUAUAUACAACAACUCUGGCCAACUCUCUAGCCAUAUUUUCACCAACUUUAGCAGGUGUUGGUCCUUGCUUUUGUGGUUCGCAGUUUUGUUUGGACAGCCUCCUAUCCCUUGUUCUGCGCCUUCCCACAGAUUACGGUUAACUUUUGACUCACUCUUGCUCCAAUGUUAUUGCUAUGAUAUAACUGAGUCAGUCAAGAUGUGAGCGGCAAUUGGAUUGUAUAUAGACUCGUACGUAGUUUGGAAGCGCAAAGGAGAUUUUGAGUAAAAAGGAUUCUGCCCAAGCUUUAUCUUCUGCGAUGGCCUUGUGUGGGUGUCUCUCUUUUUUGAGUGGAAAGAAGGAGAAAAACAAGGGUACUGAACGGUCUUCAACAGGGGAGCUUAAAGCUCAACUUGACCAAGUAUUGCACCCAAAGAUUUCACCAGAGAGUCAUGAUUUGAAGCCAGCCACCCUUGAUGUUACAGUACCCUGUGGUGUGCAGAAGAAUUCAAAGGGCAAUGUGAGGGUUAUGAGUCUUGAGAGUCCUGUGAAGACGGAAGUGGAAGAGGCUUAUGAAGGGGAAGAUGAGCAUGAAGAGUCACCUUCCAUCAAGAGGGAGUUCUCUGAUUUUGAUCUCCAAGUCCACGAAGAGGCUGCAAGCAAAGGAGGAUGUGAUCCAUCAAAUGAAGAGGUAAAGUACCCAAGUUUAAAUGAAAACCAAUCCAACAUUCAAUUGCAAGACCAUGAAUACAGCAAAAAGAGUGUUGAUCUAAUCCAAAGUGGACAUGUCAGUGAUCCUGGGAUUGGCAAGGCUGACUUUUUGGCUUCUCCAAAGCUCAAGCGAUCCUGCUCUGACCUGGAAAGAAGGGAUGUACUUAGGGAGACUUCUCAUCUCUUUCCAUCCUCUAAGUCACAGUCUUUUGAGGAUUUGCAGGAAUUAUCUGCAUAUCACAAGGUUAAUCUAGAAAGCCCCAGGUCUGUGAUGACUCACUGCAGUGCUGAUAGAGUGAUGUUGAAAAGGCAUUCUUCAAGUCAAGUUCUCCCUUCUAGAAGUAAAAGAUUGUGGUGGAAGUUGUUCCUCUGGAGCCACAGGAAUAUACAUAGAUCUCAGUUAAGCAAAUCGACACAAAUACAUCCUACAGUUGCUGCUUUAAAUAGUCAAUGUGGGUACUCCUCAGACACCCUUGAACCAAAACAGGGCAAGGCAUUGAGACAUGUGGAAUCAAUCUCUCCGAGCUCAUCUUUUGGGGAACACUUUCACGGAAAUAUUGAUAACCAAAGGUGGAGCAGAUUUCAGAAAGAAAAUUUUGGUGUUUGGCCACAAAAUCAAUGGGUGGCUUUCUCAACAGAAUCAUCCUCCUUAAGCAGAGUGGAUGAGUGGGUGAAAGAUCUCGAAAUUCAGCAGCCUCCUCCUGAGGAUGAUUUUGAUGAUGACAAUAUUGGAAGCAUUACCUUCCCACCUUCUCCUGAUGCCACCCCACAAUUCAUAGCAUCCUCAAGCACAGCUCAGUUGGCUCGAUAUCCAGAUGCCAAUCUUUCAAAAGAGAUAUUGAAUGCCAACACUGUGGUUCAGUCCCUGAACCCAGCCUCAACUACAGCUCAUAUAUCAGGCAUUGGUAUAAAAGCCAUCCCUUCUAUUUCACACUUCUCCACUCUCCGCUCUGUCAAUUUGUCUAGCAAUCUCAUAGCUCACAUCACGCCUGGAUUUCUCCCAAAGGGUAUUCAUACACUGAAUUUGUCAAGAAACAAAAUCAGCACCAUUGAGGGCCUCAGAGAAUUAACUCGGCUGCGGGUACUUGACUUGAGUUAUAAUCGCAUCUCAAGAAUUGGACAAGGUUUAUCAAAUUGUACACUAGUUAAAGAGCUAUAUCUUGCGGGAAACAAGAUAAGUGAUGUUGAGGGGCUACACAGGUUUUUGAAGCUCACGGUUUUGGACUUGAGCUUUAACAAGAUUGCGACAAGCAAAGCGUUAGGCCAGCUGGUGGCCCACUACAACUCACUUCAGGCUCUGAAUCUGCUUGGAAAUCCAAUUCAAAGCAACAUCAGUGAUGACCAGCUGCGCAAAGCAGUUUGUGGUCUUCUUCCAAAGCUUGUGUACCUGAACAAGCAAUCUAUCAAGCCUCAAAGGGGACGAGAAAUACACACCGAUAGUGUUGCCAAAGCUGCACUUGGGAACAGCAGCCGGAGCUCGUACAGGAGAGCACUAAAGAAAGGUGGUGGCCAAGGAGGGUCAAGUUCCUCCACUGUGCAUAGAAGCAUUUCUAGUGUUUCCCAUAAAAGCAGGAACAGGUCAAGGAGCCGAUCUAAACAUCAUUAGUUGUCUGUAAAAAUUGCAAUUUAUCAGUCUAUUUCUAAGACUUGAUAAAGUGGAUGGGUAUUUUUCAAACUUGCUUUUGGCCAAUAUUUGCUUCGACCUGUAAUCCACCCUGUGGAAUAAGGCUUGGUUGUGAUUGUUGUAAGUAUUGUGUGUUUGUUUUAUAUCAUAAAGGAGAGUGCUCUAGUCAUUGAGAGUCUAUUGGCUUAAGACUUGACGUAAUGCAGUCUUCAUUGUUUCCAAUUUUAA
Molecule: messenger RNA, 2830 nt
Organism: Cajanus cajan (pigeon pea)
Lineage: Eukaryota; Viridiplantae; Streptophyta; Magnoliopsida; Fabales; Fabaceae
Cellular component (GO): cytoplasm
Molecular function (GO): protein binding
Source: RefSeq, a predicted model, not a curated record